UGAUCGUACUUUUAGCGAGUUCAUUGAUGGGUUUACAUUGUGAAUGCGGUAUUUCGUACUCUCGGUUAGGUUAUUUAUUUAUCUGAAAAAAUAUAGGAAGGAUAUAAAUCUCGAUACGCAAGAUGUUGGCAACAUUAACUAGGCCCUACCUAAUGGACCAUACACAAGCGAAAGAAAAAAGUCGACUUGCCCCAGUUGGACAUAUGCUAUGUAGGGUAUGUGGUGACAAAGCGUCGGGUUAUCACUACGGGGUGUUUGCUUGUGAGGGGUGCAAGGGAUUUUUUAGACGAUCGGUGAAGCAUAAAAUAGAAUAUAAGCCAUGCGAGAACUCACAGGGCUGUCUCAUCAUGCGUAUAAGUAGGAACAGAUGUCAAUAUUGUCGUCUGAAAAAAUGCAUAGAAGUUGGAAUGUCACACGACGCUGUUCGCUUGGGAAGAUGUCCGAAAAAAGACAGGCCACGAAUCUCGACAAGAAUAAGCCUACCCCAGUGUGAAAAUGGCCUCGUAGAUAUUGAGGUUCAGUCACGCACGGAGCAAAUGGUACUGAACAUUCACCAAGCUUUCAAAAACAGUCGAUCUAAAAGCAGACAGAUAGGAUACAUGUUCCAGAGUCUUCAAAACCUCAACAAGACGUAUCUAGAAUGUCUACCCACUUUUGUAUGUGACGUUACGACCUUCGCUCGAGGAAUACCCCAGUUUCGUGCACUUGCUGUCGAAGACCAAUGCGCACUUCUCAAAUCUGGACUCCUUGAAGGAUCUAUUGUUCAACAGCUACCCGAUGUGGAUAUAAUCGACGGAAAAAUCGUCAAUAAAAAACUCAGUCUCUGCAUGGGCAAAGAUGCUUUACUGCACCAAGGUCCCGCAGGAGGGGUUCUAGCUGGUUCUUGUGAUAUCUGGAUAAAGUUGAAGGCAUUGAACCUUACAGAUGUUGAACUGGCCUUGUUUUUUGGCCUUUUAAUAUUUUCACCAGACAGAGGGGGUAUACUAAACAGAUAUGCAAUUGAACGAGUAGAGAAUGACAUAUCGCUUGCACUUAAGACCCAGACGGUGAUAAAUCACGACUCAGAUUCGUCGAUUUUCCCCAAAUUGAUCCAUUUAUUAGUAGAUCUUCGUGAAGUAACCACCCUAUAUUUGGAAAAACUACUAGACAGUCCAUUAGAAAAUGACACCAAUCAAGGAUUAAAGGGACAUUAUAUCAACAAUUUCACUAUAAAUACAUAGUGAAGGAUAGUUCCAAAUAAGCUUUACUUCAAGUCUCUGGACCUUCACCCUUCAGUUACUUCUUCAGUUACUGCGCUUUAUGGGUGGGGUCGCAUGGGAUUAAGGAAAGACUAUUUCUAAAUGUACGAUUAAAUUAUGAAUUUAAACAUUGUCUCAUGUAACAAUAUUCUAUGAACUAGAUAAGUUACGUUAUAUGUGAUAUACUCAGAAAAUAAUAAAAUUGCUUUAAAUAGUCAGAAAACAA
Messenger RNA from Owenia fusiformis, 1464 nucleotides. The record is from the annotation of a GenBank genome assembly. NCBI's taxonomy places the organism in Eukaryota, Metazoa, Annelida, Polychaeta, Sabellida, Oweniidae.